AAUAGCCAACGGUAGGCUACCUGCGGAGAACGCAAGCGUGCGUCCGGCUCCAUUCCUAAACCCAAACGGACGUGCUGACUUCGAAGCUUUGCCGCAAAAAAAGGAGACAGCAGAAAGAGUGUGCAGAAAGAGUGACUACUGGCCAUAUGUCAACGAAGGGCAGAAAGUAUCACGAGAGAGUAUCGUUCUCCGAAGAGGAGGAUGAACAGUGUUGGAAAGAGGAAAACGGCUGUAUGGAUGUACAUUACCUAAAAUCCGUCCAAACAAUCCGGGAUUCGUCUGGAUAUUAUGCUUAUAAUAUGAAAGCGGCAGCGGAACUUGAGCUCCCCGCCCACCGGCGGAUGAUAGCGGCGCGGGAGAAGGGUCGUCGACCACAGAUGCGCGGGCCGGCCUUCAUGUUCAACGACCGCACCACAAGCAUGACCGCCGAGGAAGAGCGCUUUCUGGACUCGGCAGAGUACGGCAACAUCCCUGUGGUCCGCAAGAUGCUGGAGGACUCUACCACGCUCAAUGUCAACUGCGUGGACUACAUGGGCCAGAACGCAUUGCAGCUGGCGGUGGGCAACGAGCACCUGGAGGUGACGGAACUGCUCCUGCGGAGGGAUAACCUGGCGCGCAUCGGUGACGCCCUGCUCUUGGCUAUCUCGAAAGGCUACGUCAGGAUAGUGGAAACCAUCUUGGCCCAUCCAUCCUUCCAGGCUAGCGAGCGACUGACACGGAGUCCGUGCGAGCUGCAGGACGAUGACUUCUACUCAUACGAUGAGGAUGGCACGCGCUUCUCGCCCGACAUCACCCCCAUCAUUCUGUCUGCGCACUGCCAGAAGUACGAGGUGGUGCACAUGCUGCUGCUGAAGGGCGCGCGCAUCGAGCGGCCGCACGACUACUUCUGCAAGUGUGUAGAAUGUGCCGAGAAACAGGGCAAAGACGCUUUCAGCCACUCACGCUCACGCAUCAAUGCCUACCGGGGCCUGGCCAGCCCGGCUUACCUGUCACUGUCUAGCGAGGACCCAGUGCUCACCGCAUUGGAGCUCAGCAACGAACUGACCAAGUUGGCCAACAUCGAGAAGGAGUUCAAGGAUAAAAAGAGCCAUAAAAAAGAGACCACGCAGCACAAUUGCUUCUCCCUGAAUGACUAUCGCAAGCUGUCUAUGCAGUGUAAGGACUUUGUAGUGGGAGUGCUGGACCUCUGUCGGGACACAGAGGAAGUGGAAGCGAUUUUGAAUGGAGAUGUUACUGCUGAGAAGGAGUCGGGGCAGGGCCUUCGCUCUCUCCUGAGCAGGGUCAAACUGGCCAUCAAGUACGAGGUGAAAAAGUUCGUGGCACACCCCAACUGCCAGCAGCAGCUGCUGACGAUCUGGUAUGAGAACCUGUCGGGCCUGAGGGAGCAGACUAUCGCUGUAAAGUGCCUGGUGGUGGUGGCUGUGGCCCUGGGUCUGCCCCUGCUGGCUGUGGGUUACUGGUUCGCCCCUUGCAGUCGGCUGGGCAAUGCUUUGCGCAGCCCCUUUAUGAAGUUUGUGGCCCAUGCCGCUUCCUUCAUCAUCUUCCUGUGCCUGCUGUUGUUCAACGCAUCGGACCGCUUCGAGGGAAUCCGCACCAUGCCAAACGUUUCCGUCACUGACCACCCCAUGCAGAUCUACCGGGUCAAGACCACUGAAUUCAGCUGGACUGAGAUCCUCAUCAUGGUCUGGGUCACAGGGAUGAUGUGGUCUGAGUGUAAGGAACUGUGGACUGAGGGGCCAAGGGAGUACAGCCAGCAGCUGUGGAACGUUCUGGACUUCGGCAUGCUCUCAAUCUUUAUCGCCGCUUUCACUGCCCGGUUCUUCGCCUUCCUCCAGGCCACCAGAGCCCAGCAGUACGUCAACGAAAAGAUCCACGCUACCGAUCUCUCCCUAGUGACCCUACCCCCAGAGGUCAAAUACUUCACCUACGCAAGGGACAAAUGGUUACCGUCAGACCCCCAGCUGAUCUCAGAAGGACUAUACGCCAUCGCCGUGGUGCUGAGCUUCACACGCAUCGCUUACAUCCUGCCGGCUAACGAGAGCUUCGGACCACUCCAGAUCUCCCUGGGCCGCACUGUCAAAGACAUCUUCAAGUUCAUGGUCCUGUUCAUCAUGGUCUUCCUGGCAUUCAUGAUUGGCAUGUUUAUCCUCUAUUCUUACUACUUGGGUGCCAAGGUCAACCCAGCAUUCACCACGGUGGAGGAGAGCUUCAAGACUCUGUUCUGGUCUAUAUUUGGGCUGUCAGAGGUGUCCUCCGUGGUGCUCAAAUACAACCACAAGUUCAUUGAGAACAUCGGCUACGUGCUCUACGGAAUCUACAACGUGACCAUGGUGGUGGUGUUGCUCAACAUGCUGAUCGCCAUGAUCAACAGCUCCUAUCAAGAGAUCGAGGAUGACGCGGACGUGGAGUGGAAGUUUGCGCGCUCCAAACUGUGGCUGUCCUACUUUGACAAUGGCAAGACGCUGCCUCCUCCCUUCAGCAUCGUUCCAACUCCCAAGUCCUUUUACCACCUCAUCAGGUGGAUAGUUGGCAUGCUGCAUUGCCGCCGACGAAGCCUGAAGAAGGACGUAGAGCUGGGAAUGGACAGUUCGAAGUCCAGGCUCAAUCUCUUCACCCAGUCCAACCUGCGCAUAGCAGAGUCCCACAGUUUUAACAGCAUCCUGAAUCAACCCACUCGCUAUCAGCAAAUCAUGAAAAGACUCAUAAAACGCUAUGUGUUGAAAGCACAAGUGGACAAAGAAAACGACGAGGUCAAUGAAGGUGAGCUGAAAGAAAUCAAGCAGGACAUCUCCAGUCUACGGUACGAACUCCUGGAAGACAAGUCUCGGGCUACAGAGGAGCUGUCCUUUCUUAUCCAGAAACUGAGUGAGAAACUGAAGCUAGGCCCUACAACACGCUUCUACGAGUGAACCCACCGCCACCCCACAGUACAACCAAGCAGCCAACAUCCAAGCAUUUCUCCACACACUCCACAGCACCCCCUGACUAGGUUGUUUUGUAAAAGUCUUCUCUUUGCAAAUCAAAUCAAAGGGUAUUUGUCACAUGCGCCAAAUACAACCUUACAGUGAAAUGCUUACUUACAAGCCCUUAACCAACAGGUAUGCAUGAAGUUAGUAUUACCAGACAAGAACAGCACAAGUGAAGGCAACAGCAAAAAGGAUUGUUGCCUCACUAUUUUGGUGUACAGAGAAGUUGCCCUAAGACUGAUCUUGUGUCAGUUAAGCAUUUCCCCACUAAUGGUUAAGAUUAGGAUUGCGAGAGGGGAAGCUGAUCCUAGAUCUGUACCCAAAUGAAACUUUACCCCAGAGCCACUAUUUUACAUUAAGACAUAAAUGGUGUUACUGUUAUAGAUAUUUAUAUAUCAUUACUUAUUAACAUCUUUUAAGUAAAUGGUUGUUUAGUACUGGUUUUAUCUGUUUCUUUCUCUCGUUAUAGAUUUAUAACCAAGCAGUAGGAUUAUUUGACAAUAUUUCCUCAUAAAUUCUCUCAUAAGAUAAUCAGUCAUUGAUUAAUGUCAUUAUCAUGUUUGUUCCUGAAAUCCACCUAGUUGCAAAGCCCCUUUUAUUUUCUACGUAAACACUAUUCUUGUUGCUCUAGUGCUAUGGCUACUUUGGGGUUCUUACAUUGUGUGUUUUAAAGUUGUGUCCAGCCGUGGUCCUGGAGAGUGUACAUCAGAAUACCGUAAACAGUAUAGGGGGAUAAACAAUGAUCUACAGUACAUUUGGAACGUAUUCAGAGCCCUUGACUUUUUACACAUUUUCUUACGUUACAGCCUAAUACUAAAAUUGCUGAAAUCGUUUCAGACGAUUGCUGAAAUCGUUUCAGACAAAACCCGUCAUCAAUCUACAAACAAUACCACAUAAGGACAAAGUAAUAACAGGUUUUUGGAUUUUUUUGCAAAAAAACUCAUAUACAGGUAUAUAUAUUUUUACAUACAGUACCAGUUAAAGGUAUGG
This is a messenger RNA of Oncorhynchus tshawytscha (Chinook salmon), 3956 nucleotides long. It is a transcript of the gene trpc3, whose product is annotated as transient receptor potential cation channel, subfamily C, member 3. Gene Ontology annotation, cellular component: membrane; cation channel complex. Gene Ontology annotation, molecular function: protein binding; store-operated calcium channel activity; inositol 1,4,5 trisphosphate binding. Bases 147 to 2909 code for a protein of 920 amino acids. The transcript has 13 exons. Lineage: Eukaryota; Metazoa; Chordata; Actinopteri; Salmoniformes; Salmonidae. The record is from RefSeq and is a predicted model, not a curated record. Gene Ontology annotation, biological process: regulation of cytosolic calcium ion concentration; calcium ion transmembrane transport; manganese ion transport.